UGGGACUCCAGUUGUCUCUGAUCACUGGUGUGGAUUUUCCCGGGGUAGAGCGACAGAAGCCGCCAGUAAGUCGCCAAGAUCUACGUCAGGAGCUCUGCACGAAAGGGCAUCGAACCUUGUGAUUUUGAUUUGCGUCCGGGAGGAUGUCCGAGCCAGGAGACCUGAAUCCGGCCAUCGUGGAGGAAGGCGGGACUGAGCAGGAGGCGGCCACGCCAGAGAAUGGCAUUGUGAAAUCCGAGAGUCUGGAUGAAGAGGAGAAACUCGAAUUGCAGAGGCGGCUGGCAGCUCAGAACCAAGAAAGAAGAAAAUCCAAGUCAGGAGCGGGAAAAGGUAAACUGACUCGCAGCCUUGCUGUCUGUGAAGAAUCCUCGGCCCGGCCAGGGGGAGAAAGUCUUCAGGACCAGGAAUCAAUUCAUUUACAGCUUUCCAGUUUUCCCAGCCUGCGAGAGGAUGAUAAAUCUAGGAAAGAUGACUCAGAAAGAGAAAAAGAAAAGGAUAAAAACAAAGAUAAAACCUCUGAAAAGCCCAAGAUCAGAAUGUUAUCAAAAGAUUGCAGCCAAGAAUACACGGAUUCUACUGGCAUAGACUUGCAUGAGUUUCUGAUUAACACAUUAAAGAAUAAUUCCAGGGACAGGAUGAUACUCUUGAAAAUGGAGCAGGAGAUUAUUGAUUUCAUUGGUGACAACAAUAAUCAUUAUAAAAAGUUCCCUCAGAUGUCAUCCUACCAGAGGAUGCUUGUCCAUCGAGUGGCAGCGUACUUUGGGUUGGAUCACAAUGUGGAUCAAACAGGGAAAUCUGUUAUCAUCAACAAGACCAGCAACACAAGAAUACCAGAGCAAAGGUUUUGUGAACAUUUAAAAGAUGAAAAAGGUGAAGAAUCCCAGAAGCGGUUUAUCUUGAAGCGAGAUAACUCUAGUAUUGAUAAAGAAGACAAUCAGCAAAACAGAGUGCAUCCAUUUAGAGAUGACAGACGAAGUAAAUCAAUUGAAGAGAGAGAAGAGGAGUAUCAGAGAGUGAGGGAGAGAAUAUUUGCACACGAUUCAGUUUGCUCCCAGGAAAGCCUUUUUGUGGAAACCAGUAGGCUCUUGGAAGACAGUAACAUAUGCAAUGAGACCUAUAAGAAAAGACAGCUCUUUCGGGGCAACAGAGACGGCUCGGGGAGAGCAGCCGGGAGUCGACAGAGCAGCUCCGAGAAUGAGCUCAAGUGGUCCGACCACCACCGGCCCUGGAGCAGCACGGACUCUGAUGGCUCCAACCGCAAUCUCAAGCCCGCCAUGGCCAAGACGGCAAGUUUCGGGGGCAUCACGGUGCUGACCAGGGGCGACAGCACAUCCAGUACCAGGAGCCCUGGGAAGUUGUCCAAAGCAGGUAGCUCUGAGUCUAACAGCAGCACAGGCUCCUCCGGGUCGCUGCCCCGCACCCACGCACCUCUGCAGAGCGCGCCCCUGGCCCCAAGCGUGUCCACCGGCUCUCCUGGCUGUGUGCCCUAUCCCGAGAACGGAGGAGGGGGCCAGGCCGCCCCUAGCACCAGCUACAUCCUCCUUCCACUUGAGGCUGCGACAGGCAUCCCACCCGGAAGCAUCCUGCUCAACCCGCAUACAGGCCAGCCCUUUGUGAAUCCCGACGGAACCCCUGCCAUAUACAACCCCCCCAGCAGCCAGCAGCCCCUGCGAGGCACCAUGAUGGGGCAGUCCCAGCAGCCGCCACAGCAGCAGCCCUCUCCUCAGCCACAGCAGCAGGUGCAGCCACCCCAGCCACACUUGGCGGGCCCGCUGGUCACUCAGUCGGUGCAGGGGCUACAGGCUUCCUCUCAGUCAGUGCAAUACCCAGCGGUCUCUUUUCCUCCCCAGCAUCUCCUGCCUGUGUCUCCAACGCAGCAGUUCCCCAUGAGAGACGAUGUGGCGACGCAGUUCACCCAGAUGAACCUGAGCCGGCAAUCCUCAGGAGAGACUCCUGAGCCCCCAUCUGGUCCUGUCUACCCAGCGUCCCUCAUGCCACAGCCAGCCCAACAGCCAAGCUACGUCAUUGCCUCCACAGGCCAGCAGCUCCCUGCUGGGGGGUUCUCGGGCUCUGGACCUUCCAUCUCCCAGCAGGUCCUCCAGGCCCCUCCCUCACCACAGGGAUUUGUGCAACAGCCUCCACCGGCACAGAUGCCCGUCUAUUAUUACCCAUCCGGUCAGUACCCUACCUCAGCCACACAGCAGUACCGGCCCCUGGCCUCCGUUCAGUACGGUGCUCAGAGGGGUCAGCAGAUACCGCAGGCCGCGCAGCAAGCAGGUUACCAGCCAGUCCUGUCUGGUCAACAGGGGUUCCAAGGCCUCAUAGGAGUGCAGCAGCCUUCCCAGAGUCAGAACGUGAUGAGCAACCAACCGGGGAAUCCGGUGCAAGGCGUGAUGGUCUCCUACCCAACAAUGUCUUCUUAUCAGGUGCCAAUGACCCAGGGCUCUCAAGGACUUCCCCAGCAGUCAUACCAACAGCCAAUCUUGCUACCUGACCAGGCAGGUCAAGGGUCACUCCAGGCCACUGGAAUGCCUGUCUACUGUAACGUCACACCGCCGACCCCUCAGAACAACCUGAGGCUGAUCGGUCCACACUGCCCCUCCAGCACUGUCCCCGUGAUGUCGGCUAGCUGCAGGACAAACUGUGCAAGUGUGAGCCACACUGGGUGGCAGGUCAAAUUCUGAGCACUGUGGCUGCGGUACGUGUCUCCAGAUCGCUCGUGGCCGCUGAGGCAAGAUGAGCAAAGGUGGGACGCUGGCUGAGGACUUAAUGUAUUCACUCAACACCCAAACGAUCGCUGCUGGUAUUCUGUAAACACACACACACACACACACACACACACACACACAAAGACUGAUACACACAUUAGCUGGUCAAUGGUGCAUAUUUCUGUCAUGUCUGCUAGGUACGCCUUUGUAGCUUAGCUAGUGACAUGAUUUCAUCAAGGUAAGAUUUUCUCCUACCACUGAACACCACUGUGUAGAUGAUAAUAUCCCUCAUUUGGAUUAUUAGUUUUGUACUUUGUGUUGAGUUUGUGAUGCUAAAAGUAUUGAAAGAUCAUAUACCGAAAUCACAUCGUACCAAAGCCGUAACGGGAAAGAGAAGAAUUGAUGAAUGGAAGGAAUAAUUUAUAUACGC
Molecule: messenger RNA, 3138 nt
Organism: Prionailurus viverrinus (fishing cat)
Lineage: Eukaryota; Metazoa; Chordata; Mammalia; Carnivora; Felidae
Gene: ARPP21
Product: cAMP regulated phosphoprotein 21
Exons: 20
Coding region: 144-2684 (846 amino acids)
Cellular component (GO): cytoplasm
Molecular function (GO): nucleic acid binding
Source: RefSeq, a predicted model, not a curated record